Messenger RNA from Ricinus communis (castor bean), 2235 nucleotides. Its product is annotated as EH domain-containing protein 1. Gene Ontology annotation, molecular function: calcium ion binding; protein binding; GTP binding. The record is from RefSeq and is a predicted model, not a curated record. The coding region runs from base 318 to 1967 and encodes 549 amino acids. Lineage: Eukaryota; Viridiplantae; Streptophyta; Magnoliopsida; Malpighiales; Euphorbiaceae. Gene Ontology annotation, biological process: endosomal transport; endocytosis. Gene Ontology annotation, cellular component: cytoplasm; intracellular membrane-bounded organelle; plasma membrane. The transcript has 16 exons.
AAAGAAAAAAGAGAAGUACAUUUCUGUGUGUGCCGUUAAAAAGAGUUAACCAGCCACGGAUGAAACGACAGCGUUUUCCAUUUCAAAAUCCCAGGCACUUUUCGUCGGUCGAAAGGAUUCUCUCUCUUCUCUUCUCUUCCCAAAAAGCGAAACAGAAAUCGCAAGAUAGCGAUUCUCUUUUAACUGUUUUUUUUUUUUUUUUGCUUUCGACAAAUUCGAAAUUCGAAGUUCACAUUUUAUCAAAUUACAUAAGAAUUUAAGGAAACACAGAAGAUUUUUCUGAUUAUACCAUAUCGUUAUUAGCUGAGUGAGUGAUCAUGGAAAUAUCUGCUGGUCCAGUUGGUUCUUGCUCUAAAGAGAACCAAAAGAUCUAUCUUGAAUGGUUUGCUUUUGCUGAUUCAGAUGGUGAUGGUAGAAUCACCGGUAAUGAUGCUAUAAAAUUCUUUGGAAUGUCCAAUUUAUCUCGGCAGGAUCUCAAGCAGGUAUGGGCAAUUGCAGAUUCUAAACGACAGGGUUAUCUCGGCUUCAAUGAGUUCAUUACUUCUAUGCAGUUAAUUUCUUUAGCUCAAGCUGGACAUCAAAUAGCACAUGAUCUUCUAAGUAGCCAGGUUGAUUUUGAAAAUUUGAGACCUCCAACUAUGGAAGGUCUUGACGAGUUGCUAGAAAAAAAAAGGCGUCGGUCUAGAUCAAGAGACUUUGAUGUAAAUGGUACUCCACCAGUCGAAACGUCGCCUUCAGUGAAUUGGUUUUCUCCAAAAUCCUCUUCAAAAUCGUCGAAAAAGGUACCUCUAUCCUCUGUUACAUCCAUCAUUGAUGGCCUAAAGAGACUGUACAUUCAGAAGCUGAAGCCCUUAGAAGUUACUUAUCGCUUUAAUGAUUUUGUAUCUCCACUGCUGACAAACAGUGAUUUUGAUGCCAAACCAAUGGUUAUGCUAUUGGGUCAAUAUUCCACCGGAAAAACAACAUUUAUUAAACAUUUACUUAAAAGUAGUUAUCCUGGAGCUCAUAUUGGACCCGAGCCAACUACUGACAGAUUUGUUGUUGUUAUGUCUGGUACCGAUGAAAGGAGUAUUCCGGGCAAUACUGUGGCAGUCCAAGCAGAUAUGCCUUUCAAUGGACUAACAACUUUUGGAACUGCAUUUCUAUCGAAAUUUGAAUGUUCUCAAAUGCCGCAUCCUUUGCUGGAGCAUAUUACAUUUGUGGAUACACCUGGAGUUUUAUCGGGAGAGAAACAACGAACUCAACGGUCUUAUGAUUUUACUGGUGUAACCUCAUGGUUUGCUGCAAAGUGUGAUCUCAUUUUGCUUCUAUUUGAUCCUCACAAACUUGAUGUCAGUGAUGAGUUCAAGCGUGUGAUUUCAUCAUUACGGGGUCAUGAUGAUAAAAUUCGUGUUGUUCUCAACAAGGCAGAUCAAGUUGAUACUCAACAACUGAUGAGGGUUUAUGGAGCAUUGAUGUGGUCGCUUGGGAAGGUUCUUAAUACUCCUGAAGUUGUGCGUGUUUAUAUUGGCUCGUUCAAUGACAAACCAAUAAAUGAAGAUGCUAUUGGUCCUAUUGGGAAAGAACUUUUUGAGAAAGAACAGGAAGACCUUCUAUCUGAUCUAAAGGACAUACCAAAGAAGGCUUGUGAUCGUCGAAUCAAUGAAUUCGUGAAACGGGCAAGAGCUGCCAAGAUACAUGCAUAUAUUAUUAGCCAUCUUAAAAAGGCAAUGCCAACAAUGGUGGGUAAAGCAAAGGCCCAACAGCGACUUAUUGAUAAUUUGGGAGAAGAGUUUGGAAAGGUUCAAAGGGAGUUUCAUCUGCCCCCAGGUGACUUUCCAAAUGUUGAGCAAUUCAGAGAGGUUUUGAGCGGCUACAGCAUCGACAAGUUCGAGAAGUUGAAGCCCAAAAUGAUACAAGCUGUUGAUGACAUGCUUGGUUAUGACAUUCCAGAGCUGUUGAAGAACUUCAGGAAUCCCUAUGGCUAAAAAGGUCACUUGAUUUGGCAGUUUAUAGGGGCAAAAUAUUUUGGCCAAGACUAGGUAGUAGAGUUUAAAUUCCUCUGUUACAUAUUAUAGGAGAGGCAUUUCUUAGCUUAUUAUCUUCAACAUUACAUAGGUAUAUAUCGAUCCUUGAGUUGCUCAAUGGCUUGAGUGGUAUUCGUCUAUGUAGAAAAUGGGUGAUCGAUUCCUGUUCUUGAUUUGUUCAUGCCUCAAUAAUGUGAGAUCAAAACUUCGUUGAUUUCAUUCUUAUCAA